AUUGAGAAUUGUGACAAAAGAAAAUUGUUUAUGAAAAAAAAAAAAAAACUCUCGAAGCUUUGGAAACGUGGGUGAAUUUGAAGCCUCCACGUGUAGGUAGCCAUGAAAAUCAUCAAACUUUGAUAGCUACAAGAAACGGUGAUGUUCUUUCUUCAUGAUCAUCUCUCUCUGUCUUUGUCUUUUCUCUAUUGAAUUAAUGGAAGAGAUCAGAUCCUCAUCCUCAGCUUCUCCGCCGCCGACUACCACGACCAUCGGCGGCGGUGGUGAUCAUAAUAAUAAUAAUAAUAAGUCGUCAAUGGGAGCUAAAAAGGGGUGUUUAUCUUUCAUAGUGUCCUUAAAAGAGAGUUUUUGUUAUAUGAAGGCCUCCAUCUUUGGUCUGGCUAAGAAAGUGAGUGCAAAAAAUGAGAGAGAAGCAAGUGAAGCUGAGCUUAAAGCUGCAAAGAUGCAAGUCGAGGCUGCUGAUGCUGCUGAGCAUGCCAAAGCCAAAAUUCAGAAAUCUGCUUAAUAUUAAUAUUUACU
This is a messenger RNA of Cannabis sativa, 519 nucleotides long. RefSeq lists its product as uncharacterized. The transcript is spliced from 2 exons. Lineage: Eukaryota; Viridiplantae; Streptophyta; Magnoliopsida; Rosales; Cannabaceae. The coding region runs from base 155 to 505 and encodes 116 amino acids. The record is from RefSeq and is a predicted model, not a curated record.